AAUCAUAUGAAUCAUAUCAUCCCUUGAUAUUAUCAUAUAAAAUAAUCUAUAUAAUUCGCGUCUUACCAUCUUUGAUAUGAAUCAUAUUAUCCCUUGAUAUUAUCAUAUCAAGGGUCGUAAACACUAAGUUUUGCAGUCUUGAUGUGUAUCAUAUCACUUCCCUUGUUUUAUUGUAAUAAGUUAAUAACCACUACAUUGAUAUACUAUUUGUUGAAUGAUGAAUACUAAUUUUACCACUCAAUUUUUUUUAACUUAUCUUCCGUUGGAAUUUAUGCUUUUCUAUUAUGUUUUCCAUUCAAUUAUGUUUUCACAAAUCUCGUCGAUAUAAAAUGCCUAAGUUACUCCAAUACGAAUGAGUACCUUAUCUAACCACCACCACUUUUCAAAUAAUUAUAAUUAUGAAGGACAGUAAGGAAAUAAUAAUGAAUUUUAUUGAUCAUUACUCAUUAGUAAAAAAAUAAAAAUGCUUAUGAAAAAUGGUUAAAAUUAUUAUUAUUUUUCGUUGAAUAAAAAGGGGAAAUUAUUCUCCCAAAACCAAAAGGCACAGAAAAAGGAAGAAAUAAAGACAGAUUCCAAGCUCCCGAAAGAAAAGAGUUUGACGCCGAUCGGCCAAGAAAAGAAAAUCGGAAAGGUCGCCUUCAUUGUCGGCAGCGACGGCGACCCUGACCGCCGACCAGUCUUCUCUCACCCUUUCGUUUCCCUUACAUCUGGCCCUUCCAAACCGCGUGUGUGUUUAUAACUUGUUAGUUCAUUCGCGAGCAGAGAGAGCCACGUCCCUCACUCCCCCACACAAAUCUUCGAUUCCAACGUCGAAUUUUCCCAUUUCUUCUUGUUCCAACUUUCCCAUUAAUCCAUUCCCCAUCUGACCCACCAUCCAAAAAACUUCAUUUCCCAGUCCGUUUCCCCGGAAAACCCGUUACUGUUUCACUUCAUCUACUCUUCUUCUUCUUCUUCUUUAAUCCUCUGUUUUCCCGCUGCACCUCUUCCUCCUCUGCUUCCAGCUGAACCCAGCUGGAAGAAAUGUCCUUCUUUGUUGGCUUAGUCGUCGGGAUAGUCGUCGGUCUUGCUCUGAUCGUCGUCUUUGUCCGCUCCGAGAAUGCGCGAUCCAAGCUUCGAACUGACCUCGCGGCGACGGUGGCGGCUUUUGCGAGAAUGACGGUCGAGGAUUCUAGACAUCUGUUAGCUCCUGAGUAUUACCCUUCUUGGGUCGUCUUCUCUCAGCGCCAGAAGUUGAAUUGGCUUAAUUCUCAUCUGACGAAGAUCUGGCCUUAUGUUAACGAGGCAGCAUCUGAGCUGAUAAAGAGCUCCGUUGAGCCGACUCUUGAGCAAUACAGACCCAUAAUUCUGUCAUCUCUCAAGUUCUCCAAGUUCACUCUUGGUACAGUUGCCCCUCAGUUCACAGGAGUAUCUAUUUUGGAAUCUGAUAGCAGUGGUAUUACUAUGGAGUUGGAAAUGAACUGGGAUGGCAAUCCAAACAUAGUACUUGAUGUGAAGACCAGGCUGGGUGUUUCAUUGCCUGUCCAGGUCAAAGAUAUUGGAUUUACUGGGGUCUUCAGGUUGAUCUUCAGACCGCUGGUUGAAGAGCUUCCUUGCUUUGGAGCUGUUUGUUAUUCAUUGAGACAAAAGAAAAAGUUUGACUUCAAGCUUAAAGUAAUUGGAGGUGACAUAACAUCUAUUCCUGGACUCUCGGGUGCUCUGGAGGAUACAAUACACAAUGCUAUUGAAGACUCCAUUACCUGGCCGGUGCGGAAAAUUGUCCCUAUCUUGCCAGGGGAUUACAGUGACUUGGAGUUGAAGCCAUCUGGUACACUAGAAGUGAAACUGGUGCAGGCCAAAGACUUAACAAAUAAAGACUUCAUCGGGAAAUCAGAUCCCUAUGCCGAACUGUACAUUAGGCCGUUGCGUGACCGAACAAAAACGAGUAAAAUCAUUAGCAAUGAUCUGAAUCCAAUCUGGAAUGAGCACUAUGAAUUUGUUGUUGAGGAUGCAUCCACUCAACACUUGUAUGUUAAGAUUUAUGAUGAUGAGGGACUACAAGCUUCUGAGCUACUUGGAUGCGCUCAAGUUCAAUUAAGUGAGCUUGAGCCCGGUAAAGUGAAGGAUGUGUGGUUGAAGCUGGUCAAAGAUUUGGAGGUCCAAAGAGACACCAAAUACCGAGGGGAGGUGCACUUGGAGCUUCUCUACUGUCCGUAUGGUAUGGAGAAUAGCUUCACCAACCCCUUCGCCAAGAAAGUUGAAAUGACAACCUUGGAAAGGGUGCUCAAAAGUUCAGGAAACGGGAUAGCAGAUGCUGCUCAAACUGAAAGAGAAGUCUCACAGAAGAAAAGGGAGGUGAUUGUUAGAGGAGUUCUUUCUGUAACCGUGAUUUCUGCUGAAGAUUUGCCUGUGGUUGAUCUCAUGGGCAAGGCUGAUCCUUUCGUUGUUCUCACCAUGAAAAAGUCGGAUACUAAAAAUAAAACCAGAGUUGUGAAUGAGAACUUGAAUCCUGAGUGGAACCAAACAUUUGACUUUGUUGUGGAGGAUGCACUGCAUGAUAUGCUCAUUGCUGAAGUUUAUGAUCAUGAUACAUUUCGCAAGGAGUAUAUUGGGAGGUGCAUCUUGACAUUGACCAGGGUCAUAUUAGAAGGAGAGUACAGAGAAUGCUUCCCACUGGAUGGUGCUAAAUCUGGAAGGCUGAAUUUGAGCCUCAAGUGGGUCCCACAACCAAUCUACCGCGAUUCCCAGUAGUAGCAGGCGACACAGCCCAUAGUUUCGGCAUUCAGAAAUUCUCAUCCAUUGUCAUAGAGCUCAGUGUAUCUCAUAGCUUGGAAACAAGCUGUACAUAAGAAUUCUUUUUGUGAAUUACCCAGAAGAUUGUUGUUUCAAUGGAUGGAUAAUGAGAGCUCUAUUGAGAAUGAGAUGAUAGGAAGCAGAGCUAUUUUUGACAUGUUGUAACCGAUAUAUCCAGCCCAACAGCAUCCCUGUUACAAAUAUGACCUAGACAAGGAUUGCAUUAUGUAUUUGCUUUAUACAUUGAAGAAACUGCCAUAAUAUUC
Molecule: messenger RNA, 3035 nt
Organism: Linum trigynum
Lineage: Eukaryota; Viridiplantae; Streptophyta; Magnoliopsida; Malpighiales; Linaceae
Source: the annotation of a GenBank genome assembly